Molecule: messenger RNA, 1227 nt
Organism: Porites lobata
Lineage: Eukaryota; Metazoa; Cnidaria; Anthozoa; Scleractinia; Poritidae
Source: the annotation of a GenBank genome assembly
AUGGGCCUCCACCGCAGCCUCCACCGCAUGGGCCUCCACACCAUCCACCACACCAUGGUCCCCCACACCAUGGACCUCCACAUCAUGGGCCUCCACCGCAUGGGCCUCCACACCAUCCACCACACCAAGGGCCUCAUCCCCAUGGAGAUCACCACCCUCCACCACCUUAAGGACAAACCCUUCCCAGGUAAGUUGGAAAUGUUGUUUAAUAUAUAUAUAAUAUUAUUGUUAUUUGUGAAUGCCAUUUCCUGAGGACGGUUAUGCAAUACUGGUAACAUUCAUCAUUUGGAACACUUGGAUUCGGGUAACUUAUGUUAAUGAUAUAAUUCAAUGUUAGUACAAGGCUUAAAUUUCGUCUGUAACACAGGUUUAAAAUUGCUAAAAGGUUUACAUCGUAAUGAUAGUCUUUGGUUUGCAUAGUUAUCUCAACGAACAUUUCAAAUGUCACUCUUGUAGGUUAAGAACUAUAGCAAUACCCUGAUUUCACGUCCAUAAUUUUUCAUCAUUUGCAAAUGUUUUCAAGUACUAUAUCCGGUUGGAAAGUAAACGGAAAACGGGUGAUGUCAGUGAAACGUUUUCGAAACAAAAGGAACUUCUGUGUAGCGGUUGGGUUCCCUGUAUUGUUUUUUCUUCCCCUGUGUUAUCAGACCUUGUCUUUCGCCCUUCUUGUUAUGCUUUUGGCAAGUGUUUGCACGGCUUAGGAAAAAAAACCCCGACAUUUCGCGACGCCACCAUUGAUACCAGUUUCAGGAUAGUUUGUAGCUGCUUUUCCAUAAAUCGGACUGAUUUGUACAAAUGCUAAACGCGUUUGCCAAACCGUUGAAAGUUACUAGUCCUAGCCGAGCUUAGGUAACGACAAAGGUGACAUCCCGUACGUCAAAAGUAACAACCAUAAGUCUUUCUUUUUUUUUUAAUUGUUUGACUCGAUAACGUCAUACUACAGUAACUAAAACAAAAACUUUCAAACUUGUUAUGUCAUGUAGAAGUGUUUCAUAGAGCGACCUGAAGACAAACAACUGGUUGUCAUUCAUGACGCCCGCGACGUAAGAGUUGCUUAGACUCCCUGAUUUUACAAUUUUCCCAAAUCGUGAACCGACUAGUUUGCCCGUAUAACCUUGAGGAAGUAAUAACUGUCACUUGCUAAGUUAAAUUAUUGUCUUUUUUUCUUCUAUUUUUGUUUCAGAUAUGAAUAUUUCUGGAAGUAGCAGCAGAAGCAUCAGUGAUUAG